Messenger RNA from Hyaena hyaena (striped hyena), 710 nucleotides. It is a transcript of the gene PLAC9, whose product is annotated as placenta associated 9. Lineage: Eukaryota; Metazoa; Chordata; Mammalia; Carnivora; Hyaenidae. Bases 306 to 653 code for a protein of 115 amino acids. The record is from RefSeq and is a predicted model, not a curated record. The transcript is spliced from 5 exons.
GGAAGGCGGGAGAGAGACCCGACGCCCCCAGGACAGAGAGGAGCCGGGCAUCGCAGGGGAGGGGGAGGGCAAGUCUGCAGAGUGAGCACACAUCCUCCCCAGUACCCCCCCCCACCCUUACCCCCUCCACCGAGGACCUGUGGAAGGCGUCUGGGCCUGGGUUUACGGGCAGGGCACUCCCUGGGAAGCUGAGUUCCGGCGGACAAUGACCCAGGCCUGGCCCGGCAGAACCAGCGCGCGGGCAGGCGGCCCCAGGAGAAAGGCCACUGCUUCACCUGCCGAGAUCUUCCCAUUCUGCACGCUCUAUGUACUUCCCUCCCAUGUACCCCUGUCUCCCCAGUCCCCAGCCAGAGGGAGCUGGCGCCCAUCCCAGCAGUGCAGCAGCUGAACCCUUCGUGCCCUCCCGUGGAGACCCACCUUGGAACACAGGGUGUGACAGACACAUGGCUGUCCACGACCGUUUAGACGUCAUAGAGGAGAUGGUGGAGAAGACGGUGGAGCACCUGGAGACAGAAGUGAAAGGCUUGCUGGGUCAGCUGGAGGAGCUGGCCUGGAACCUGCCCCCGGGGUCCUUCAGCCCGCCGACCCCCGACCUCUUCGGAGACGAUGGCUUUGGAGCACCCGAGCCCGAGUUGCCCGGCAGCUGGAAGUGACACCCCGUGACUGCCUUCCUUCCUCAGCCUUGUGCAAAAUAAAAGCUACUCCUUUGG